UCAUUCCCUUCCCUAUACUAUAUAUGUGAGUCAAUCGCCAAGACAAUGAAGAUAAUGAUACGCGAGCAUUUUUCUAUCGGGCUACCAUAGUCCACGAAACCAUGUCAUUAUGAAUAAUCUCAGUAAGUACUUGUGCAUCUCUUUCAAUCCAGAGGAACCUGAUCCCGGCUUCCGACACUCACUUCAUGAUCCUAAUCUUGCACCCUGUAGCACUCGGCUUUCAAUUCUCAAACCGUACCGAGUUCCUCUCCAACCAGAUUGCCCAUAAAAUGUUGAUAAAGCCAGCAUUCCAGAGAUCUUUUAGCAGAGAAUCAAGUCCUCUAUUUUGCGAUGAAAUAAAGUAUAUCCGAAAAUGGGUGCUCUUGGACAUCGAAGACUCUGAAGAACCAGCUCAAUAAUUAUUUACAGGAAUAGCAGGGAGUCGAUAUUUUCAGCAUGGGAAAGAUUGCAGAGGCUGCAACAGGAUGCCAAUUGAACUCCUUUUGUGGCGACGACAUCGUCCGUCGGCACGGUGCAAGACUUUCCAACAGAAUAAUGCUAUAUUAGGCAGGACUAUAUCAUUCCAGACGAUUCCACGCAACUUUUGGAGAUAUAUUCCGAAUAGUCUCCCAGACGGCAGCAACUGCAAAUUUUCCUUUAGGAUCAGGUUUCCAAGGAAUUUGGAUAUCUUUGAUCUGAUUAAAAGGCCCAUUAAGACUCCGAAUAUCAGGGAAAAUCUAUGAUUGGGGAUCUCCAACUAUGAAGUCCCCUACUUUCGCUUUGAGAGAUUUUUUUAAUAUGCCAAGAUCUGCAGCGAUCGAGGUAGAAUUCAGCCAGCGGUCGAACAAAAAGUGAAUAGAUUGCCCAUCCCCAAUAACCCAGUCCCUGUGUUCGUUCCUCCAUUAGGUAUAAGAUCGAUUUGAUUCCGGGCCAAAUAGAAGAAUGCUUAUGAUAAUUCAUAGGGGGUUCCGUCCUUAUGAAAAUAUUUGGCUCUCAUGUAGCGACUCCACAGUCCCGAUGGAUUUUCCCAUAUCGACCAUGCAAGCUUGGUCCCAAGCCACCGUGAUAGACUUUUGCUUUUCGGAAUUUCCAGACUAAAACAAGUUCCUUAUUCUGGCAUUAAAAUAUUGGAUAAGGGAAGAGGGCCAUUAGCUGGAUCUCCUGGUGAUCGGAGGUCUACUACUGGCUACUGCACUCUUAUUUGAGGCAAUUUAAACAAAAGAAUCUUUGAAAUCUCAUUGCAUCUACUGAGAGCCUUCCCCAUUCGAACUUUCUUACUUACGAAGAAUCUCAGGUUUACUACGAUCUCGCUUCUGCGCGCUUGUCUUGGUUGUAGGUGUCGGGGAUGAAUCCCUAUCAACUAAUAAGUCCCCUUACUUUCUUAUUUGAGCUAGGCUGUUGAGUUAAAGUAAGCGAGCUAGUCCCCGAAAAUGCCUCCUUUCUUGAAGGUGGGGGUUACCGCCCCUUAGUUCAUCUCUCGGCAGAACAACGCACUUGGAAGUCGCCUUAUGGCAUUUUUCCUUGUCUUGACGAGUGUAAGCGAAACCAAUAGUACUACAUAUUAAAUAUAUUAGAUCAGAACUUACCUUCCUCGAAAUCCGAAUCGGCUAGCUCAUUUCCCUUUGCUAUUGAAUCCAGUGCUGUUUUCAGGUGCAGAUGAGGAAUUGCACAAAUAGGUUGUGCUAAAGGAACUGACCAUGGUUAAUCUACGAGGGGGAGGAGGUUGAAUAGAAUAUAGGGCAUCAGAAUAGCUAGUGCGCAAUGCCGACAUUGAUUGAAAAGUAGCAGUAGGAAGCCUUAGCCCGACAGAAGUCUCGAAGAGAGAAGGAAUUGAAUCAAUAUCCCCAAGGGGUCUGAAACAAGCCCAAAUAGGAGCCCGCUUCCACUCUUGCACUUGACUUGAAAGCCAAUAGUGGAAAUACCGACUACAGAAGACAGUCUCACCUUAGAGGAGGAUUCAUCUUUCAAUAGCAGACUAUUCUCCGAUGAUGCUUGUCAGGAAAUCGUCUGGUUUAUAGCUCUCUUUCAACUUCUAUUAGAGUACCAUACCUCUUCAGUCUUAUACCUAUUAAAUUACAUAUAGUGAUCACAGAAAAGUUCGACCUGUUUGUUGUUAGGAAUAUCUCGGGUCCCGACAAGGGAUGGAAUGUUGGCUUCCUAGGGUCCAAGUCCCGGGGUAAAACCGCGAGGUCUAUCGCUCAUAGAUUGGGAACUCCUAACUCCACUGGAGGACUAGCUCCGUUGUGCCAAUUCCAGCCCGAAGGGGAGUAGUGGAUGAAUCCCGACCGCAAUCAUCGAAAUCAUGGGAUUAAACCAGAGGAAUCAGUAGAGCUAGCUUCGACUGGAGACAAGACGGCUGUGAUUGUGGAUGUAGGACGUAAAAUGCCGCUACGAUCCUUGCCACGGGAUCCCCCUUCAGAAAGGAGUAUCCCUGCUAUGUUCAUACUUCGACGCACUCCAAACCGGAUACGACUUACCUAUUUGGCGAAGCUGAGAUGUCGGAUGAGAUUUGGUUGGAUGUCGAUUGUUUUGUUGUUCAAAUUGGAGAUUCAGUUUGUGUAAAAUUAUCAAGAACAGGAAAGGUCGGCCCUUACUCCAUUCUACGAAUGGCGGGCCUGCAUGAGAAACAAGCCCUUAGGUGUACUCUCUCUUUCCUAUCUAUUUUCCUCAUCACGGCGGUUCACUCUCCGGCUCAGAUGCACCCUUACCCUACGCUUUUGGACUACGGGAUAAGGGUGCUCGGAGCCUGUGUUGAUGAUACCUAAAGUGUUAAUCCAUCUGUCCAAGAACUAUUGGGAUUAAAGCCCUAGAAAGGAAGUACUUCUUCUUAAGCGUUCGUGCUCCUCACCCUUCCGUCCCUUAGUCUCACUAUGUUCAACUAAGCCACUUCGUCCCUACUCGAACCGUGAUUGACGUUCUCUCGUUCAAAUUAAGGCUAGGCUAUAACUGCGGUCUACUCGUUUACUGUAUCUGAUCUCGCUGUGAGAGCUUCAGGGUUAGACCAAAGGAAGAGAAGGCGUCAGCAACUGACAGACAAAAGGCCUAAAAGCUUAAAAAAAAAGAGCACUAAUGGCCGACCCAAUUUCGGAAAGAGCCCUUCCUUAGGGUCCCUCGUGUUGUAGUUACAUGGUAUGGCUAACGCUCCUUAGAGGACAGAUCUGCUUCCCUAGGCGGGGGCACCCCGGCUCUAUGAAUAGCUCCUGAUCUUGGUCAUAAAGGGAGUGAGUGCAAGCCCCCGUGGUUGUUAGCCCCAUAGGUCUAGAGCACGAUCACGUGAAGAAGAACAUACCACCGAUUGAUUCACUUGUCUGAUUCGGUAUGUAGGCACAGAGAAAGUGUUCCGGCUUGAGCCGAGAAAGUCUCACCCUUCUAUGUACAUCCACAACUUCUCAGCUCUUUCAUUGAAACUCACCACCCAACAACGGCCACCCUCCCUAGGUGUAAGAUAAUAGGGCUUGAUGCCUAGCGGCUUCCCUUUACGGGUUGUCUACCGAUCUCACAGGUUCACUCCCUUGAGGAAUGUUCCUCGAGUCGUGAUGCUUUGAUUGUCGUCUUUCUAAUUAAGGAUUUGUCUGGCUGGUGUUCAGCCAAUGGCUUUUGUCUUCGGGUGCCUCGCCUUUAAGGCUUCGUUCCAUUCCUCUUCUGUCGCUCUCAUCUCUGCCUUUCAUCCACAUCGAAACCCCCGAUCUCUUUUCCCACUCGUUAGGGCAGCGGUUGGAGAGGUAAAAGCUCAAUUUGAGGCUGUUUUCCGACCGAAGCAAGGUAGUUCCUUUUUUCAGGGGAGCCAGGCAGGGAAGAGCCUUUCAGGCUGAAGAAUAAGAAGAUGCCCAUUUCUAUUUAAGAAAGGGCGAUAGGAAGAGCAACAAAAGCUUUUAAGGCGGAAUAAAGAAGCCUACUUUCAUGAAAUAAAGAAGGAAAAGGCUCAUAGAGCGUUUGGCUCUACUCUACUUAGGUAGAGACAUUUUAUGAAAAUAAAUGCCAUUCCAAAGACAAAGAGGUGGUUACAGAAUGAUUUCGAUUUCAACUAGUUGCCAGGCUGUCCUUGCUUGGCAAGAGCCGAGUACCUUCCUUUGUCUGUCUGGAGGCCUGUAUUGCUUUAAGAAAGAAGAGUCAAAGUCUAACCUCACUGAGUCUAGCUAAUAGAGCUUUUCUUAGAAGUUCGAAGUUAGGAAGAAAGGGAGUUAAACGCUUAAGAUGAGCUAAUACCAAAAACUCAAACUAGGAAUUGAUCUUCGAAAGAGGAAAGCAGGCGGACUGAGGCCGUUCCUGGGACCUAAACCCAUUGAAAGAAGGUAGAAAAAGAUUCGCAGCUUACGGGCGCUUUCAAGGGGGGCUAGGCUUCGGGUAUGGGAGGUCAUAGGAGCAAUAGCAUAACAGGCUCCGAACAAGUUACCAGGAUCCUCUUGCAAACUCGCACGAAGGGGGCGUGUGUAAGCAAUUAGCUUUAUCUAUAUAUAUAUAAUAAUAUAAUAUAAUAUAAUAUUUUAUUAUAUUAAAGAGGCUGACUUCCUUACCCCCCAAAAAAUAGGCCAUAUAGUAUUCCCUUAGCUCCUUGAUUUCUUUUUUGUCUUGGUUGGACCGAUUCCUCGGACUAAUAUCUGACCCCAGAGAGAACCGACAGUCCUAACAAGCUGAUCCAAUAAGAAGCAAUAGGUUAUUCAAAUAUAUGGAAUCCCUUUCACUUUUCCCGCAACCCCUCAAUCAAAGCAAAGUACUGGGUCGAAGAGGUCCUAUAAGCACCUGGCUUUGCCCAUUCACAAGGACUCGAUUCUAUGUCCAAACAUCACAUGCCAGCAGAUGUAGUCACCAUCAUAGGUACUCAAGAUAUUGUGUCUGGAGAGGUAGAUAGAUAGGACUCCGUCUUGCUCGAUCAGGACCCUAGCCUUAUUGCGAGCCAAAACACCAAUAAAGAAGAAAAAUGGACGCAUUACGAUAGAGGAGAAGCUCAUUUACUCCUAUGCGUCUUUAGUCCUACUUUAUUUACGUGGGUUUCGGUUCGAUCUACUAUACCUUUUUGAGCGGAUAGUUCACUGUGCUCAUUCACUAUAUUAUGUAAAAGCCAACUCAUGUUUCCACUCCAUUUUCAUUACGAAGAUGUAUCACGUCAGGAUCCGUUGCUCAAACCGAAUCACGCCAAUGUUAUGGAAGUUCCUGGAUCGUUUGAAAUAAGAUUAGUACCAAAAGCAGCCUCUGAUUUCAGAAUCCAAUUUGGAAAAUUGGCUAUGGAGAUUCCGCGCGGUCAGAGAUUCAUACAGACAGAAAGGGGCCCUUAUUUCAAAGCAGGAAAGUCGUUUCGAUCCAAUCCAUUCUUGGGGUCAAAUAAAGACAAAAAAGGAUAUGUCAGUGACUUUGCACGACAAAGCGCUCUCCGAGGGCAUGGAAUGUCCAAUUUUUUGGUCAGAAUCUCGACAGUAAUGUCUAUGUUUGAUUCUCCGGUCGUUUUACGGGAAAACCCCAUUCAAUUCUCGAUGGAAACGGAGUUUUGCGAAUUCUCCCCGGAACUGGAAGAUCAUUUCGAGAUCUUCGAGCAUAUUCGAGGGUUCAAUGUGACUAUUGUCACUUCGGCCAACACACAAGAUGAGACUUUACCACCGUGGAGCGGCUUUUUGCAAAAAGAUGAGGGUCAGUAAGAUGUCGGAGAAGCGAAAUAUACGAGAUCACAAACGUAGAUUGCUCGCUAAAAAAUAUGAAUUGAGACGAAAGCUUUAUAAAGCCUUUUGUAAAGAUCCCGAUCUUCCGUCUGAUAUGCGGGACAAACAUCGUUAUAAGUUGU
This is a messenger RNA of Ananas comosus (pineapple), 5752 nucleotides long. Its product is annotated as 60S ribosomal protein L5, mitochondrial. Lineage: Eukaryota; Viridiplantae; Streptophyta; Magnoliopsida; Poales; Bromeliaceae. The coding region runs from base 5046 to 5609 and encodes 187 amino acids. The transcript has a single exon. Gene Ontology annotation, molecular function: RNA binding; structural constituent of ribosome. Gene Ontology annotation, biological process: translation. Gene Ontology annotation, cellular component: cytosolic large ribosomal subunit; ribosome. The record is from RefSeq and is a predicted model, not a curated record.